Molecule: messenger RNA, 2464 nt
Organism: Nicrophorus vespilloides
Lineage: Eukaryota; Metazoa; Arthropoda; Insecta; Coleoptera; Silphidae
Product: probable glutamine-dependent NAD(+) synthetase
Exons: 10
Coding region: 183-2342 (719 amino acids)
Biological process (GO): NAD+ biosynthetic process
Cellular component (GO): cytoplasm
Molecular function (GO): glutaminase activity; NAD+ synthase (glutamine-hydrolyzing) activity; ATP binding
Source: RefSeq, a predicted model, not a curated record
AACGUAGUGUUAAAUUUAUAUAAUACUUUCUUCUAAUAAAGUCAAUAUCACAGUACUUCUAUGGAUUAGUGCAGUGGUAUGAUGUAACCAUGACUGCUGGAAUUCUUAUCUAGUGUUUGUUCAAUAAGUUUGCAAUUUGGGUUUACUCAGUUCUCAUAAUAACCUAUAAAAGAAACAUAAAUAUGGGAAGAAAAGUUUGCCUGGCUGUGUCCACUCUCAAUCAAUGGGCUCUGGAUUUUGAAGGGAACCGAGAGAGAAUAUUGGAGAGUAUACUUGAAGCAAAAGAUGCAGGUGCUUCUUUCCGCAGUGGUCCUGAAUUGGAAAUUUGUGGAUACAGUUGUGAAGAUCACUACUAUGAGAGUGACACUUUUUUACAUAGUUGGGAAGUCUUCUGUGAAAUAUUGAGUGCUCCGCUAUGCAGAAACAUGCUCAUAGAUGUGGGAAUGCCUGUCAUGCACAAGAAUGUAGCAUACAAUUGCCGAGUGGUCUUCUUCAAUCAGCAAAUUUUACUAAUCAGACCCAAAUUAAUGAUGUGUGAUAAUGGUGCUUAUAGGGAAUCCAGGUGGUUUUCUCCAUGGAAAAAGAUAAGGCAAGUUGAGGAUCAUUAUCUUCCUAGGAUGGUGACAGCUAUAACUGGCCAAACCAAAGUACCAUUUGGUGAUGCUGUAAUAGCCACUAGAGAUACUUGCAUUGGAUUCGAAAUUUGUGAGGAAUUAUGGAAUCCAAAGAGUAGUCACGUUGAUAUGGGUUUAGAUGGUGUCGAAAUUUUUGUCAAUAGUUCAGGAAGUUAUACAGAACUACGCAAAGCAUACGUGGUUUGCGAUUUGGUUAAGAGCGCAACGUAUAAAUCCGGAGGAUGCUAUUUGUUUAGCAAUUUAAGAGGAUGCGACGGGCAAAGAAUAUAUUUUAACGGAGGUUCCUGCGUAGCAUUGAACGGGCACAUCCUUAGCCAUAGUAAGCAAUUCGCCUUACAAGAUGUGGAAGUAACUUCAGCUACAAUUGACUUGGAAGAUAUACGCAGUUACCGAAAUGAAAUGCGUUCUAGAUCACAUAUGAGUUCGGAAUCGCCGUCUUACCCUCGAAUCAAUGUUGACUUCUCAUUAUCAUCUGAUGAUGAUGCCGUCUUGCCGAUUGCUAUACCAAUUGAAUGGAAUUACUUGAAAGCCGAAGAGGAGAUCGCGCAAGGCCCAGCAUGUUGGCUCUGGGAUUAUCUACGAAGAUCUGGACAAGGCGGUUUCUUCUUAUGUCUUAGCGGUGGUGCAGAUUCCUCAGCAACAGCUUUGAUAGUAUUUUCAAUGUGCAGAAUGAUCGUGCAAUCUAUUGAAAUAGGAGAUGCAAAAGUUCUCAGUGAUAUUAGGAAAAUUUUGGGUGAUCAUGAGUAUAAGCCAAAUUCAGCUACGGAAUUAUGCAAUCGUAUCUUGGUGACUUGUUACAUGGGUAGCGAAAAUUCGUCGAAGGAAACUAGGAACAGAGCUGCCACGUUGGCUGCUCAAAUUGGAAGUUAUCAUAUGCUCAUUUCUAUCGAUAAGGCUAUGAGUGCAGUUUUGGAAGUGUUUAGCUCGGUCACUGGUCUAUUCCCAAAGUUCGCUUCUAGACGCGGAUGUGCUAGACAGAAUUUGGCUUUGCAGAAUUUACAAGCCCGUCUGAGGAUGGUGUUUGCCUAUAUGUUUGCACAGUUAAUCUUGUGGGCAAGAGGACGUCCGGGUGGUUUACUAGUUUUGGGUAGCAGUAAUGUCGACGAAGCUUUAAGAGGCUAUAUGACAAAGUACGACUGCUCCAGCGCCGAUAUAAAUCCAAUUGGUUCGAUUUCAAAAUUAGAUUUAAAGAUGUUCCUUCUCUAUGCAAAGGAUAAGUUCAAAAUUAGUGUCAUUGAAGAGAUCGUAGCUGCGCCAGCGACAGCUGAAUUAGAACCAUUGGUCGAGGGUCAAAUUGCGCAAACCGAUGAAAACGAUAUGGGUAUGACCUACGCCGAACUGAGUGUUUUCGGAAAGUUACGUAAGCAACAAUAUUGCGGACCCUACUCUAUGUACUGUAAGUUGGUACAGACUUGGUCUUCCAACUACACACCCAAAGAAGUGGCAGAAAAAGUAAAGCACUUCUUCAGAUGCUAUGCCAUCAACAGACAUAAGAUGACGGUUUUGACACCAUCUUAUCAUGCAGAAAGUUACAGUCCUGAUGAUAAUCGUUUCGAUUUGAGACCCUUCUUAUAUCGAGCUAAUUGGUCUUGGCAAUUUAGAGCUAUAGAUGCUCAUCUCGAAACAACUCAUGCUAAAAGGAGUACCUCUAUGGGAAGCAUGAAGAAAACAGACAAUCAAAAGAUUCGAAGUGGAAUACAUGUAUGAUAUGAGAGCUUCGCCUUACGUUCCAAAUGUUUUAUUAUUUAAUGAAAGUGUUUGAUUAUUUGUAGAUUUAAGAUUAUCCAGAGUAUUGUUAUAACUAUGCAUGUUGUUUUUCUUAGAUUUAA